Molecule: messenger RNA, 2634 nt
Organism: Topomyia yanbarensis
Lineage: Eukaryota; Metazoa; Arthropoda; Insecta; Diptera; Culicidae
Exons: 2
Coding region: 1-2634 (877 amino acids)
Source: RefSeq, a predicted model, not a curated record
AUGGAGCUAGCCGAUCCGGAAUUCUUCGUCUCUGGUCCGAUCGAUUUGGUGCUUGGGUCUCAAUUCUUCUACGAUUUUCAUCUACUCGAUGGUGGCCGGAUACAAAUUUGCAAACUCCUAUCUCCUUUGCCGAUAUUCGUCAACACGGUAUUUGGUUGGGUAGCUGCGGGCGAGUCGGAGUGGUCUACAAGAAAAGCUACCGUUAGUUGUCACGUAGCGAUCGCCGAGCCGCUUGAUAAGAUCAUCGAGAAAUUCUGGGCAAUUGAGGAGUUGUCAGAGAAGCCGCUUCGAUCACAGGAAGAGAAGGACUGCGAACAACACUUUCAAAGCACGUUCACCCGUGACGAAUCGGGACGCUAUAUAGUGCAGUACCCAAAACGGAAUGGGUUCCACGACAAAAUCGGCGAUUCGAAGGGUGCGGCCUUACGACGAUUUCGGCAGCUAGAAAAGCGUUUGGAAAGGGAUUCAGACUUACGUGAUCAUUACAACGAAUUCCUACAAGAAUACCUUGCAAUGGGGCAUAUGCAACUGAUCGGAGAAAUGGAGGAUACACUGGAUGAAGGGCGCACUACUUACUAUUUGCCCCAUCAUCCUGUGUUUAAAGAGUCUAGCUCAACGACCAAGGUACGGGUAGUGUUCGAUGGAUCAGCGAAAACCACCACAAAUCACUCGCUCAACGACACUCUACUUACGGGUCCAGUAAUUCAGGACGAUCUGCUGGACAUCAUGAUCCGUUUUCGCAAGCACGCCGUCGCGUUAGUUGCAGAUGUGGCCAAAAUGUAUAGGCAGGUACGCAUUCACCCGGAGGACGCGUCGCUUCAACGGAUCCUGUGGCGCUUCGAUCAGGCUGAACCGAUCAAGGUGUACGAGCUACAGACGGCCACUUACGGUUUAGCGCCUUCAUCUUUCCUUGCCACUCGCGUACUAAAACAGCUUGCCAUAGACGCCGGUGACAAAUACGAGUACGCUGGUCCUGCUGUAAAGAAAGAUUUUUAUAUGGACGAUUUUCUUUCCGGAGCGGAAUCGAUUUCGAAGGCGAAACGUUUGCGAAGCGAAGUUCAAUCCCUUAUGACUGAAGGCGGAUUCGACUUGCGGAAGUGGAGCUCUAAUCAACCGGAGGUUUUAGCCGACUUACCUUCCACAGCUCUAGAGGAGCAAUCCACGCUACAUUUCGAUGCAGAAACAAAGGUGAAGACGCUUGGAGUAGUGUGGGAGACAGGAACGGACCAACUGUGUGUUGAGAUACGAGCAACGGAAUAUGACGAUCAAUGGACAAAAAGGAAGAUAUUUUCGGAGAUUGCGCAAUUAUACGACCCGCUUGGUAUCGUGUCACCUGUGAUUGCUUGGGCAAAAAUUCGGAUGCAACACCUUUGGUUAGUUAACAUCGACUGGGAUGAUCCGAUUCCACGCGAGAUCGAAUCUAAAUGGAAUGAUUUCCAUUCACAGCUGCCCCUACUAAAGCAAUACAAAGUUCCCCGUUAUAUAUUUUCAUCGGAAGCUACAACGGUUCAGUUCCAUGUUUUCUGCGACGCAUCUGAAGUAGGCUACGGAGCAUGUAUUUACGCUCGCUCAGCCAGCAAGGAAGGUAAAGCUCAAAUCCAGCUCAUUGCGGCAAAAUCAAGAGUCGCGCCAAUCAAACGUCUUAGUUUACCGCGCCUUGAGCUGUGUGCUGCAUUAUUGGGUGCCAAACUCUAUACUAGAGUAUCCGCAGCGCUGGGGAUGGAGGGAAAUCCUUGCUGGUUCUGGUCGGACUCGACGGUCACGUUGCACUGGAUCGCAGCACCCCCAAACACUUGGCAAACGUUUGUGGGCAAUCGCACAUCGGAAAUCCAGCUGCUGACACACGGACACCCUUGGAAUCACGUGAAGGGUACGGAUAAUCCGGCGGAUCACGUUUCGCGUGGUAUGCUGCCGGCAGAUUUCAUCGUCGACAUUCUUUGGAGGAAUGGUCCCGGAUGGCUGGCAGACGAAGUGGAUAAAUGGCCAAAGCAUGUACACCCGCUUCUUCCAAACGAGGACAUCCUGGAACGAAAGAAAACGGUUUUAGUGGUUCAGUCAACGUCGCAGGAAAACCCGUUAUUUGAGCGCUAUUCUUCAUUCGGGCGUCUAGUUCGAAUCACUGCUUACCUUCGUCGAUUCAUUACACGCUGCCGCUCUAAACAUCAUGCAUAUGAAGCAUUCCUUUCGACGGUGGAGCUGCAAGAAGCAAAGCAAACCUUAGUAAAGGUGGUUCAACAAGAAGUGUUCCCAGAAGAAUUGAUUCAGUUGAAGCAAAAACGUCCGAUUCCCUCAAAAUCACCCCUGAAAAAUCGAUAUCCUUUCCUAGACGAGAAUGGCAUAAUACGUGUCGGUGGCCGGCUGAAUUUCUCCAACGAAACCUACCAAACCAAGCACCCUAUGGCUCUUCCCAACAAGCACCUCCUUUCUCGUAUAAUUGCAGCGCAUUUCCACUCGCAAUGUUUUCAUUCUGGCCCCCGAAUGACCCUGGCAACAAUGCGUCGAGAAUUCUGGCCGGUUCGCGGAAAAACUCUUGCCAAUUAUCCCAACCUCAAGGACAGCUUCCCAAGGCACGCAUUGUCCCUAGUCGACCAUUCUCAAUCACCGGUGUCGACUACUGUGGCCCUAUAUACUUAA